This is a messenger RNA of Babesia ovata, 609 nucleotides long. Its product is annotated as Pentatricopeptide repeat-containing protein, putative. Bases 1 to 609 code for a protein of 202 amino acids. The transcript has a single exon. The record is from RefSeq and is a predicted model, not a curated record. NCBI's taxonomy places the organism in Eukaryota, Apicomplexa, Aconoidasida, Piroplasmida, Babesiidae.
AUGGGAUCUUUCCUUGCCGAUGGUGCGUUGGGGAGCGGAGCAUUGAUGGCCAAAGGGCUUGCAUUCUAUGCCGGUAAUACGGAUUCUCAUAAUCCUUUGGGUGCCGUAAAAGGUAUAUAUAAAAAGGCUACCUCCGUAUAUCGCGGUUUGGCGUACGUGUCAUCGGUAAUACCUAAACCCAAGGCUUCAGCAGGAGUCAACGAAGCAAAGCAAAAGAAGUGUGAUAGACCAUUUACCACAUUCGAACGCGUGAAACGUCUACCUAAGGAAUAUGCCAAAGUACGCAAGAUGUUUGAUGAAUGCCGCGCCUUGGUCAGAGAGUUGCAAAAUAAAAAUGUAACUCCUGACAGGUCAGCUGCGCUCAGCAAAGAGCUGGUCGAUUUGGAAAAACAAUUCGAAGGUGAAGAAAAGUUAGCAUCCGAGAGCACACAAUCCGAUGAUGCAUCUUCGUAUAAGGAACUUGUAAGAAAGGCAAAAGAGUUCAUUCAAAAACACAAGCUCCAGAAACCAACUUCCUCUCAGUACCCGGAUCAAGGGUCAUCGGGAGUGAAGGGGGGAUCCAGCAGCAUCCGAAGGACAUUCUCUGCGCAGUAUAAGAGAACUCCCUAG